AUGCAAAAGAAGAUUGAUGAAGGUUGGAGCUCAUUUGCGGGAAAAGCUUCCGUCGGUGAAACCGCUUACGUCGAUGUUAGCCCUAAUUUUUCUCAAAACGCCCGGAUCCAGCCUGCUUGGUUGACAAGGAGGAGAAUGCUGACAGUUGUCUGGGCGCUUUCCUCGGAUGCGUUUCCGGAGUACGUCAGCGGCAUUUACGUUUUCACUCGGGACGCUCAUGGUGCUUGUUUUCUUUCACCGCACAUGUUCGGCUUGCGAGCAGAAGCCGACAAAUUUUAUGUGUUGCGAGUAAGUGCCAGCCUUCAGCCGGAGAGUAACCACACUACACGUGUAGGUAUUCAUUCGAAGGCUUUUAUGGUCGCUGGCGGAUUCCUGUUCGUGUAUGAAACCUUCACCAACUCCGCUGUCGGUGCAAGGUACAGCAAGCACAAGUUCGCUUCUUCUUCGGUUCGUCGUUGGCGGGAAUUGAAGAUUCCGUGUUUCGCAUGUGUUCUUCGAGGACUUUAUCUGCGAUUUCCUGCUCAUCGGGGAACUGACCAGUGUCAAGUUUCGAAUCCUAGUGUGGAGGAAGACGGUGGGAUAAUUAUCGUGACUUCAUCUUUGGUGGUCACACGGAAGCGUAUUUGGGGAAACGCGGACAUGCGGUUCAUCCUUGGCGCAUUUCUGGUUGAACAGCACUUCUCAGGGAAUCCAGACAGGGACUCGGGGGAAAAUUCCGCGAAGGAAAGUUUGAAUUUAUUUCAUAAUUACCUGGGUCACAUAUGCGGAUAUCAACGCCAAGGUGAAGAAAGUCGGCUGGCCUUCGUGGGGCUCGCGGGAGCAAUUCAACGUAACCAUCCUUCUGUCACUGUGGUAGGCUCUCCAAACGGAGCACCAGGAUCAUUCGUGAUCCAAAUCGACGGUCAGGAUUUUUUUUCUCGGCCGCCGAAUGGCCCGUAUCCGGAUCUUCAAGCGGUAUUGAAUGCAAUCAAUCAAGCUCAAAUGAAUCGCUGGAGACAAGAACAGGAAGAGGCUGGCUGUUGUCCUUGUUGCAACAUCAUUGGGGAUUUGAGCAGUGGACCUAAUCCAUUCAAAGCUGCCAUAAGCAGCAGUCAGUCAGCACAAGGUUUUUGUUAUUUCGUGGGCGGAAAUAAGCAAUCCAAGACCGCGAGCCGACGUCGGUUAAUGGUGGUUCGUGUUACUUUCAAAAGUGAACGGUCCUAUACUGUUGUUCGUUGGAUCGCUGAAGUUGCAGGAUUUCCGUUCGCCUUAUGUGUGCACUGCUCAUCAACUGCGUUUGAAGCCGUGAAGCUUUUCUCAAGCGAGUGUCAUUUAUUCGAAGUGCAUCCCGUAUUCCGUAUCCUGCGCUCAUGCUCUGUAGCCGUGGAGUAUUUAUCAUCCCCGGGAAACAUAGAUCCCACUUUGAUCACCAUCGGUGGCACGUGCGAUGAAAACUUCUUCGUCGCUGGAGCUUCGAGGAACUGGGUUGUAUAA
This is a messenger RNA of Notodromas monacha, 1473 nucleotides long. Lineage: Eukaryota; Metazoa; Arthropoda; Ostracoda; Podocopida; Cyprididae. The record is from the annotation of a GenBank genome assembly.